Messenger RNA from Capsicum annuum, 1137 nucleotides. RefSeq lists its product as uncharacterized. The coding region runs from base 244 to 1137 and encodes 297 amino acids. The transcript has a single exon. Lineage: Eukaryota; Viridiplantae; Streptophyta; Magnoliopsida; Solanales; Solanaceae. Gene Ontology annotation, molecular function: nucleic acid binding; zinc ion binding. The record is from RefSeq and is a predicted model, not a curated record.
CUUAGGAAUUAGUUGUUCCUUUAUUAUUUGAAUAAGAAUUAGUUAUCUCAAUUUAAAUUGGAGCGUAGUUCGAAAUUUAGCUAUAAAUAUAUGUUUUGAGUUAUUAAUAAAAAAAAUUCCGUUUGACAAUACUAUUGCCGUAUUUUAUUUUUCUCCAACUCUUUCUCUGUUAUUUCUCCAAUUUAAAAGCUAAAAACCAAUAAUUGGUAUCAAAGCUCCAGUUUCUUGAGGAAUCUGUGAGAAAUGAAUUCUGAAAACAACUUUUCCCAAAUAACUCCUUCUGUCUUUGAUGGUGAGAAUUAUCAUCUUUGGGCAGUAAGAAUGGAGACUUAUCUUGAGGCUUCAGAUCUUUGGGAGGCCGUGCAGGAGGAUUAUGAUGUUGUUCUGCUGCCCGAUAAUCCCACGGUAGCCCAGAUCAAAAAUCAAAAGGAAAAGAAAACUAGAAAAUCAAAAGUAAAAGUGACUUUGUUUGCUAGUGUUUCUCCAAUAAUUUUCAUGAGAAUUAUGACCCUUAAAUCACCAAAAGAAAUUUGGGAUUAUCUGAAGGAAGAAUAUACCGAAGAUGAAAGAAUACGAGGCAUGAAAGUAUUGAAUCUAAUAAGGGAAUUCGAACUGCAAAAGAUGAAGGAAUCUGAGACCGUCAAAGAGUACUCAGACCGUCUUCUUGACAUUGUUAACAAGGUAAGAUUGUUUGGCACAAAAUUUAAAGAUUCAAGAAUUGUUGAAAAAAUUCUUGUUACAGUGCCUGAAAGAUACGAAGUAUCAAUAACUACCUUGAAAAACACAAAAGAUCUGUCCAAGAUUACCUUGGCAGAAUUGUUAAAUACAUUGCAGGCGCAAGAGCAAAGAAGGCUUAUAAGGCAGGAUGGUAUGAUUAAAGCAGCUUUGGCAGCAAAUCACAAGACUCAAAGUAAGGGUAAUAAUUCAAGAAAAAAUUACCCACCUUGCCAGCACUGUGGCAAAAUAGGUCAUCCUUCAUUUAAAUGUUGGAAGACACCAGACGCACAAUGCAAAAUUUGCAAUCAACUUGGCCAUGAAGCUGUGAUUUGCAAAAACAAAUCUCAAAAUAUGAAGCAGAUGCCCAAGUCACCAAAGAAGAAGAAAAAGAUCACUUAUUUGUGGCAACAUAUUCUUUAA